UCGCGGCUGGUUAUUUCGCAUACCUAGUUUCAAUUUAUAAAUUAUAAAGAAUUUCGGAAGCUUGUGUGGUGUUUACGAUGAGUUACACCUGCAAUUCAUUACUGUAACAUUCUAGCACACCAUGGAUCCAAACAUCUACGCGCUGGUGCUAGACACCCUCAACCGGGCGACCAGUCAGGACGCGGCGGUGCUCAAGCCAGCCGAGAAGAAGCUGCAAGAAUGGGAGAUAGAGCCCGGCUUCUAUUCGGUCCUUCUGGACGUCCUAUCCAACCACACAAUAAAUGUGAACGUCCGCUGGCUCGCCGUCAUGUGCUUCAAGAACGGCGUGGACCGCUACUGGCGUCGCAACGCGCCCAACGCUGUCUCCGAACAAGAGAAAGAGAAGCUACGCCUUGGCCUGCUCACUCCUAACAUUCUUAGUGAGCCUGUGGCGCAGAUAGCUACGCAGCAGGCUGUUCUCAUCGCUAAGAUCGCCAGGUUGGACUGCCCGAUGCACUGGCCUAACUUGGUCCCCGACCUGCUUGGAGCGCUGAAGGCUCCGCAGCCGCUUGUCCAGCACCGGUCCCUGCUUAUCUUCCACCACAUUGUCAAAGCUCUGGCUUCAAAGAGGCUAGCCGGGGAUCGCAGGACUUUCCAGGACCUCACAAACACCGUCUACUCCUUCAUCCUAAGCCUCUGGCACGAGAACACGGAGCUGUUCCUCCGACACAUCCAAGAGGGCGCCACCACCGAGCUGAUCACCGAGCACCUGGAGAAGGCUCUCCUCUGUCUUCGCAUACUUAGGAAGCUGACAGUCUUUGGGUUCAAGAAGGCCCAUGAGAGUCAGGACGCUGUGGCUUUCCUGAAUGUGGUGUUUGACCGGGCAAAGUCCAGCUUAGAAUGCAGAAAACUGCUCAAAGGCCGCGGCAUCUAUCCCCUAGAACUCUGCGAGAAGUUCAUCAUCCACCUCACCAAAGUCGCCUUAGGAGUCCUAGGGGUCCACCCGUUCUCCUACGUGCCCCUGAUCCGGCCAUCGCUGGAGUUCGCCAUAUACUACUGCUUCACGGAGCAGGGCAUGACCUUCGUGUACGAGCGGUUCAACAUACAGUGCCUGAACAUCGUGAAGGGGAUCCUGCAGUGCGUCGAGUUCAAGCCGCCGAAGGGCGACCAGGUGAAGGAGCCGUUGACCCUACAAGCCCACCAAAUCAAGACGGAAGUACUCGACACAGCCACCGUCUGCCACAUGUGUCAAGUUCUCGUGUCCCGAUACUUCCUACUGUCUGCUGACGACUUGGCUCUGUGGGACGCGGAGCCAGAGAGCUUCGCCACUGACGAGGCGGGCGAGAGCUGGAAAUAUAGCCUGAGGCCAUGCACAGAAGCGGUCUUCAUGGAGCUGUUCCACGAGUUCCGCGACACGCUAGCCCCCGAGCUGGUGCGUCUACUGGCCGGGUUACAACACACGCCGCCUGACGCCAACGACCUCGACGCCAUCUUGAAAAAGGACGCCAUUUACAACGCCGUCGGACUUGCCGCCUUCGACCUGUACGAUGAGGUGGACUUUGAUGAAUGGUUCACGAACGUGUUGAGUCAGGAGCUGAAAAUAAAAGAUGACAACUACAGAAUAAUCAGAAGAAGAGUUUGUCAAUUAAUAGGUCAGUGGUGCGGCGUGCGCGCGUCGCCCUCCCUCCGCCCCGCCAUGUACUCGGCGCUGCUGCAGCCGCUCGCGCGCCGCACGGAAGACGCAGCCGUCAAGCUCGCCGCCGCGGAGUCGCUGCGGGCCACCAUAGACGACUUCAACUUUGACGUGGCACAGUUUGCGCCCUUCGCGUCGCACGUGUUGGCUGCGCUCUAUGAAUUGCUGGUGGAAUCCGAAGAGUGCGACACGAAAAUGCACGUGCUCCACGUAGUGUCGUACGUGAUGGAGCGUUGCGGUGCCUCCGUCGCGCGCGGCGGUGGCGCCGACGCGCUCUUCGGCUACCUGCCGCAGCUGUGGACGCACGCACACAACCACGACAUGCUGCGAGCGGCCGCGCUAGCCGCCUCCGUCAACCUACUCAAAGCCAUAGGCGAGUGCCCGCCCAACAUUCGACCCUGGAUCCUCAACGUAGUCAACGACUCCACCAAACUCUCCGAGCCAGCGCACGUGUAUCUUCUAGAAGAUGCGCUGGACCUCUGGCUCGCCGUUCUAGAAACUUCUCACGUGGCCGACGCGGCCACACUGCAGCUUGCUGAGAACCUUUGCCCUAUACUUGAACAAACUUCAGAGCAUCUCCGCAUAAUAGUGUACAUAAUGCAAGCCUACACCCUCCUGUGCCCCGAAGAGUUCCUCCUAGCCGCCGGCGGGAAGUGUAUGCUACUGUUAGAAGACAUGCUCGGAGAUAUGCGUACUGAAGGUAUACUGACGGUGUUGAAGAUGGCUGAAGUGUGCAUCAGCGUGUCGUUCCCAGAGAGAAACACGUUCUUGGGGGUCAAAGUCAUAUGGCCCAUCCUACUGAGGGUUAUUCAUUGGCUGGACCUGGACGACUUGCCUCUAGUUCUCUCCGUGGAGCUGUGCCUUCUAUCGCGAGUCAUACUCCUCUCCAGCGAUCUUUUCUACAAGGCGGUAGAAGAAGCAGCAGCGACGAUGCCGGAAUACGAGUCAGAUCCCACCAAAGUGCUGGACAAAAUCCUCCACGUGUGGACUGAAAAGAUGAACCUGGUCACGCAAGUCGAACGGUGGAAGGUCGCCGGCCUCGGUCUGGCGGCGUUGCUAACAACACAGAACGCGGUAGUAUUGAGUAGAGCCCCGGCGUUCCUCCUGAAUCUUGCAGAGGUGUUGAAUGACGUCAUGAAGACUGACGAAAUGGGCGUGCAUCAGGAUAGCCUCGUGAGCGCGGUGGGGUCGCGGCCCGCCUCGCCGCUCGAGGGUCGCGGCGGCGCGGCGCGCUGGGGGGCGGGCGCCGCCGCCGCCCCCGCGCCCCCCUCGCCGCACGAGCUGCGCCGCCGCGCGCGCGCCGCCACGCACCCCGCGCACGCGCUCGACCUGCGCGCCGUCACGCACCAUCAGUUGGAGACCCUGAAAGCGCAAGUGGGCCCAGAGACCUUCGAUCGCAUCCUACAGUCCACCGACAAAGAGACCCUGCAGCAGAUCAGGGAAUACAUACCCAUUUGAACACUUCUCCUAUUCAUGUAAGGGAAACUUAGACUUUUCAAUCACUGCUCAUGUUUUUAUACAAACACAAGAAAAAAAUCUACGUUCCCUAAAUAUACCGUCAUCUGCUAUAAAUGUCCUCAUUUCUCACUGACUGACACUGACAUUUCUCACCAGGCGACGCCUGUGCAAGUUCGUAGAUAUGUCACUGUCAUUCACAACCUGUCACUAAGUGACCCACAACUGACCCUUUAGCACAACUUGCCUUGUCGCGCGCGAGUUCAUACUUGAAGUCGCGCUUGAUGUAUAGACUCGCGCGCGACAAGGCAAGUUGUGUUAAAGGUGCUGGUAAACCUUAUUUCAUAUGUGAGAGGGAGAAAAAAUAUUUUGCUCUCACGUAUGAAAUGACAUUGGCAUGGUGCAAAUCCGUCUUAAUCUUUCAGUGUGCCUCAUUGGUUGUACAACGAAGACCACAAAUAUAUUGGACACGGUCUUAUAAGUCAUAAUCAGAGGGCGGAAUUGCUCAUGGCAAAAAUCAAACGUCAAUAGAGUUGGAACGUUGAAUUCUAUCGACUAUCGAUUACACUGAAAUGACGUAAGUACGACAAAGAUACCUUUUUAUCCAUUUGUUGACUGUUUUUCGUUUUGGAUUAACCAUUUUUUUCAAACGUGAAUUAGUUUAAAAAGGACUAGUGACAGAAAUGGUAAUUAUAUGUCAUACAAUUUACUUUUAAUUUAA
Leguminivora glycinivorella is the source of this 3848-nucleotide messenger RNA. It is a transcript of the gene Impbeta11, whose product is annotated as importin-11. Gene Ontology annotation, biological process: protein import into nucleus. Gene Ontology annotation, molecular function: small GTPase binding. The coding region runs from base 122 to 3130 and encodes 1002 amino acids. Gene Ontology annotation, cellular component: nuclear envelope; cytosol. NCBI's taxonomy places the organism in Eukaryota, Metazoa, Arthropoda, Insecta, Lepidoptera, Tortricidae. The record is from RefSeq and is a predicted model, not a curated record. The transcript is spliced from 19 exons.